Solanum dulcamara is the source of this 1682-nucleotide messenger RNA. RefSeq lists its product as uncharacterized. Gene Ontology annotation, molecular function: nucleic acid binding; RNA-DNA hybrid ribonuclease activity. The transcript has 4 exons. Bases 1 to 1383 code for a protein of 460 amino acids. NCBI's taxonomy places the organism in Eukaryota, Viridiplantae, Streptophyta, Magnoliopsida, Solanales, Solanaceae. The record is from RefSeq and is a predicted model, not a curated record.
AUGAGUCGUAAAAUGUUGAAGAGAUCAACAGAGGAUAACAAUGCUGAUGAAACAGGGGAACAAGUGGGAAAACAGAGUAAUGAGAAUCAUGAAAUUUCGACAGCCCAAUCUCAUGAAGAAGAAGAAGAAAGAUCGAAUUCGACUAAUGAUUCCUCAAGAACUGCAACUGAAGUUAUGGCUAGAUCCCUAAAUGCUCUUAUGGAGAAGAAAGACUUUAAGAGGUUUGGAAUGUCAAGAGGUAGUCUCAAAGUGAAUCAUUUAGCAUUUGCAGAUGAUAUGAUUAUAAUGCGCAAGGCAGAAGUGAGAACAAUGCAGAUGAUUACAAAUACUUUGAAGAUAUAUGAAGAUACUUCUGGACAGAAAAUAAGCAUGGAGAAGAGUGCUAUUUAUAUGCAUCAUUCUAUAGCAGGGGAAGAAGCAGUGAUAGCUGAGCAACCAACUGCACCACCUGAAACAACACGAACAACCAGCACCUCCAGCGGGGGCUCCAAUGGCUGCAUCAGCUCCUCGAUCUUCCGACGAAACCAGCAGCAACAGCUGCAACAGCCUCUCCAUCGCUGCAACAGCAACUUGAAGGAGACAGCAGCCACGUCGGUGAGCAACAACCAACGCCGCCGUCUCCCUCGCUGGCCAGCAGUCAAAAGACCCUUCCAAACUCGAGAUUUCGGUGAUUUAAGAGGCGGAUUUGCAAGAUCCGUCUCAGGUUUUAACAUUGAAGGACUGCACCUGAGGAAAGUGAUAAUGCUGUGGCGGGAGAGAGAUGUUAAAAAAGCGAUAAGAUCAUACUAUCGAGCUAUCCCUAACUUUAUAAUAUGGAAACUUUGGAGAAGGAGGAAUAGAAUGAAGGAUGAGGGAAAGAAGUUAUCAAUUCAGAGAGUCAUUCAUAAUAUUACCAAGAACAUUUUCAUGAUGCUACAAAUGAGGAAGCCUAAUAUGAAAUGUCCUUGUAAUUGGCCAGAUAUGAUUAAAGAAUUGAAAAGUUACAGUCCCAAGAUGAAGGCAAUAAGAGUAUUGUGGGAUUUCCCACCAGUAGGUUGGCUAAAAUACAAUAUAGAUGGGGCUUCGAGAGGAAAUCCAAGUAUAAGCUCCUACGCCUUUUGUUUGAGGAAUGAAAGCGGGGAUUUACUGUAUGUAGAGAGAGCUACUAUUGAAAACACCACUAACUCUGUAGCAGAGGCGAAAACGAUUCUAGAAGCAUGUAAACAUAGCAGGCAGGAGCAACACAAUAAUAUAAUCAUUCAAACAGAUUCUAUGCUAUUGUACAAGAUUCUAGAAGGAAAAUGGUCAUGCCCCUGGAUAAUCACAGAGAUGGUGACAGAAAUCAAAACAUGCUUACAGGACAAACAACAUACAUUCCAGCACAUUCUCAGGGAAGGAAAUUAACUAGCAGACUACUAGGCAAAUAUUGCAAUUGAUAAAGGAGGAUGCAACUACCAAGAUUUCAGCAGUUUGGAAGUAGCAGAAAGAAAUAUCAUUAACAGUGAUAAACUAAAAUGUCUCUAUUUGAGAGUAACUCCAGCAAAGGGAUAGAGGGGACAAAGAGAUUCAAAGUGUUAGGUGUUUUGCUUUUGGUUGAUUGUUUAUUUCUUUCCUAGUCGAUUGAGCCAUGUAGGAAAUGGGCUUUGCCCGAGGUGGUGUAAGGUGAUGUUUUAUACUCAUCAUUAAUAAAAUACCAAAAUUUA